CGCCUGUCAAACCCGCUGGUGUUCACUUCAGAGGCACAUUAAAAAGGUGAAAAGUAUCUCCAGAGAGGGAACCACUCAGCAUGGAGUUAGAGUUUAAGGAUGCCUUUUGGGGAGGCAACUUCAUUAGUCACGCUGGCUACGAGGCCAUCAUCCAGAGACUAAACGACGGUCGGCGUACGUGCAAAGACAUUGAGGAUCUGUUCAAAAUGAGGGCAUCUGCAGAGGAGAAAUAUGGCAAAGAACUCGUCGCCAUCUCACGCAAGGUUGGAGGUUUCUAUGAAAUCUGCACGCUGAGAACGUCUAUUGAUGAAAUGAAAACGCAAAUGGAAAUGAUAGGCAACUUGCACAUGCAGCUGUCUGGCCUUUUAAAGGAGGAGGCGAAAAGGAUCGAGCAGUUCAGAGAGAAGCAGAAAGAUCAGAGAAAAAAGGUUGAACUCGUCAUGGAGAAGGUCCAGAAGGGCAAAGUGUCCUUCUACAAGAAAACAAUAGAUUCCGCAAGACACUACGAACAACGCUGCAGGGAGGCGGACGAGGUCGAGCAAACGGCGGAAAAGAUGAGCAACACUUCCACAGCCACACCGAAACAAAUCGACAAGCUGAGCAACAAAUCCAAACAAUGCAGGGAAGCUGCAGAGGAGGCGGAGAGGCAGUACAAAUCCAACAUCGAGCAGCUGGACCAGCUCCGUCAAGAGUGGGAAUUAACACAUAGCAACACAUGUGAGAUGUUUCAGCAGCAGGAAGCGGAGCGCCUGAGUGCUCUGAGGAACGGGUUGUGGGUGCAUUGUAACCACUUGUCCAUGCAAUGCGUGAAAGCCGACGAAUGCUAUGAAGGUGUGAGGAAGAUUCUGGAAAAGUGUGACAUUAUCGCUGACAUGAACUGCUUUGUGGGGAUUAAAGGCACCGGCUCCAGCCGUCCCGCUCCCAUUAAAUACCAAAAUUACUACGAAAAGGAUGGCACAGAGGUCCGAAAUGGAAGCACAGGACUUGUAGGCGGAGUCAUGAAAAAGUUUUCAAAUCUCCUCCAAGGGAACUCUUUGGCAGGCUCCAGUAUGAGCAUUCACAAAGAUCCUGGUGCAGACAGUACAGGGGACUAUGAAGACGUCUAUACCGCCAUCCCAAAGAUUCACAGCUCCCACCAGGGUGAGCAGUACAAGGCAGUGUAUGAGUACGUGGCCCAGAGAGACGAUGAGCUCUCCAUGUUUGUUGGGGACGCCGUGCUCGUCAUGAAUCAGGGUGAAGACGGCUGGUGGAUGGUGCAGCGCGAUGGCCAAACAGGGCUGGUUCCAGGCUCUUACCUUGCCAAAGAAUGAGUUGAGACAAUGGAACUCGGACUUGUCAGUAAUUAUAUGUGAAUAAUGUAGUUUUUAUUUCUCACAUGUAUUAAAAUCUUAAAUAAUACCAUAUUCAUAGUGUAUUUAAUUUAGCAGGGCCUUCCUAAUGAGAAGUGUCCUGACCUGUCUUGUAAAAAUACCAGCUGCCCUUCUAUAAAAGCCAACAGCAUCAGCUACUCGUGUCUCUGGAAUUUCUGAAACCAUAAUGCAAUAACCCAAGUCACUACACUCCUUUACAAUUUAAUUACAAUCUUAGGAGUCAGUCGCUACAAAAUGG
Hippocampus comes (tiger tail seahorse) is the source of this 1608-nucleotide messenger RNA. It is a transcript of the gene pstpip1a, whose product is annotated as proline-serine-threonine phosphatase interacting protein 1a. Gene Ontology annotation, biological process: actin filament polymerization. Lineage: Eukaryota; Metazoa; Chordata; Actinopteri; Syngnathiformes; Syngnathidae. The coding region runs from base 81 to 1310 and encodes 409 amino acids. The transcript has 15 exons. Gene Ontology annotation, cellular component: cytoplasm; actin filament; plasma membrane. The record is from RefSeq and is a predicted model, not a curated record. Gene Ontology annotation, molecular function: actin filament binding.